AUGGAUGCUGAUGUCGAUGUGAUCGACAUCGAAGAUGAUGGUCAUGACGACGAUGCUGGUUAUUUAAGCAUCGCCAACGACUGCUACAGCAUCGACGAUGGCGCCACUACUGAUGAAGACUAUUUUCUUUUAGCAGAGCGCUUGGUGUGA
Molecule: messenger RNA, 150 nt
Organism: Peronospora matthiolae
Lineage: Eukaryota; Oomycota; Peronosporomycetes; Peronosporales; Peronosporaceae
Source: the annotation of a GenBank genome assembly